CAUGAUUUCCUCACCUGUUAAAGAGGUCACUAUACACAGUAGGACGUUGCCCUCGACCGCAAGAACUAUUUUGUCUGGGGUAAACCCUGCAUCAGGGACCCGCCAGUCAACUCCCUAUCCUCCGAUUCCCUAUGUUUUGGAUCGCCCAUGCCCUAACUCACAUGGUUAAAAGGAGAUGGGUGGACAUGCAUGGAAGCACAUCAGCCCAUCAUGGAACAACCUGUCUAUAUAAAGAUGGCGUUCAUGGCCCGACUCUCUGCAUGCUCUACACAACCCAUUCCAUAAGGUUUGUUCAUUCGCCUGCUCUACACUGAGUAUACUCCAGUGGUCACUCGUAACACACUGAGCCUCUAUCCAAUCGUUCGCCAUGAAACCAUUCGUCCUUCUUGCUGCGACGGCAGCUCUUCUCGGCCUUGCAACGGCUGCACCCGUUGAAGCACCCGAAGUCAGUGACAUCGAACGCCGCGCCGCACCCACCUACGACCUCGCCAUUGGAGGUGGUCGCUUCAACAUGAACGAGCUCCAAUCCUACAGCUUGUUCUACGCCAACGGCUCCGCCUACAUUGGACAGAUCAAGUACCAAUCCUACUCGGAGCCGCUGAUCGUCUCCGGUGCCAGGAAUGGCAUCGACACCCUUACCUUCCAGUCCAUCCACACCAGCCCGACCGGUUGGCAGCAAAUGUACGUGGUGCCACGACAGACGAAGCCCGUCGGCUUCAGCACACCCCACGGCUCCCCGCCCGCCGGUGUCCGCACCAACGAAUUCAGCUUCACCUGGAAUGGAUCUCUGCAGAACCACGGGCGCAAUUUCUUCUACGCGUGCCAGGAUAAGGCAGGCACCCUCGCGGCGAUUCACAGCUACCAGAUCUGGUGGAUCGCAGACGGCUUCCCAAGCAGAUGGAUGUGCAAGGGUCCUCUGAACAUCCACGCCGCCGAUGGAUGUGCCAGAAGCUUGUAAACACCAUCUCGAAAGCGCAUACCUUCUUGUUCGCCAACCGUGUACAAUAAUAUUUCCUUCAAAGUAUGAGGAGCGAAAACUGGCGGCAUACACGCAUGGAGCACGGAAUUUAGCAUUAGCGUAUUGAAAUAUUAAUGACAUUGACACGCGAACA
Molecule: messenger RNA, 1112 nt
Organism: Cladophialophora immunda
Lineage: Eukaryota; Fungi; Ascomycota; Eurotiomycetes; Chaetothyriales; Herpotrichiellaceae
Exons: 1
Coding region: 368-958 (196 amino acids)
Source: RefSeq, a predicted model, not a curated record